AUGGGUGUAACCACCACGCUUCUCGACCACCUCAAGGCAUCGUCUGGUCACCCGCCGUUGGUUGCACCCAUGUUGAAGUGUGGUGGGAAACAUUCAUACGAUCGGGAAAACAAAGAGAAGUCGAGAUUUCGUGGACUGUACACUUUCCAAAGUCGUCUAACAUUCUUUGAAGUAUUCUUCAAAGUAGGCGGCGUUAUAGAUUGUCGUACAACCUGUGGAAAAUUGCAGGCUGCCAGCUUCUAUUCGAAACUCUGAUAGUGCUUAGUGAAACCCACAAAAUAAAACUUAAAGUACUGUAAAACAUAAAAUUAAAUUAUUUCCUUCGUUUUUGUUUUCUAGCAAUUGAAACAUGCUAGUGUAUUAUUAUUUGCAAAUAAACAAGACUUAAAGGUACGAGAUCUAUAAGUGGAGUGAGCUAGCCCAGUAGAAAGGGAACUGUCAUAAAACACAAAGUAAAAUAUGCUAUAUCCUUCCUUGGCCUGGGAGCCUCGCGAUUGUGAAUCACGACCUGACGACCAUUGGCUCUUCGCUCACGAUAAAUGAGAACCAGGCUCUUGGGCCAUACCCUCGAUUUGUGACGUGUGACAAGUCACGCCACCUUGAAAUUAACGGCAAUUUCUUUGUCCCUAGGGCUCUAUGACAUCCGCUGAAAUCUCACAACAACUAAAUCUAACGUCAAUAAAAGAUCACGGCUGGCAUAUACAGGUUUGUGUGCGAUGUUAUAGGAAGCACAAUAUGCAACUCAUUGGGAUUAAGUUUAGCAUGUUGUCUUCUGCAGCUUGGGACACUAAAGGCCCUCUGCUAUGCACGUAAAAACGCACCAUUUGUAACAAACCUGCAGCAGACUUGUAGCAAUGCUGUUCCAACAACUUGUCAACAGGAUGUGUUCCCAGCUUGUUGACAAGUUGUCGACGGCUUGUUGACAUCUUGCUACAAUGUUAUGUUGAGCUCAACAGACUUGUUACAAGUUUGUUCCAACAACUUGUUAUCGUUCUGCAAUUCAACAAUUUCAAUUUGUCAACAAGUUGUGAGUGACAACUUGAUAGAAUAACAGCAUUGUCACAACUUGUUAACAAGCUACUGUACAAGCCUGUUGCGAACACAUCUUGUUGACAAGGAGUGUGAGACUUUUACUUGUGUAUGUGUGGAGAGCUUUCAUUCAGCAACCUGAGACUAAAUAGUUAGAACAUGAAGGAGCUCAAUAGACCAUUUCUGAAUUACGCUCUACACGUCAAGAACAAUAACGCCAAGUCGAAGCUUAUAAAUAUAGUGAUGAAAUUAUAGAAACAUUAUUUACAAUUUAACACGAAGCAUCGUUCUCAAAUCUCAGGCUAUUGUCUGAAUCGAUCUUAGCCUAAUGCUGGCUGCGGGCAUUCGAUCGUAAUCCAGAGAUGGCCUGCUGCAUCAUAAAACACAUACAAUUGACUACGACAUUUCUUAGUGCUGUCUUGUCUCAUCUUAUCUUGCCAGAAUUACGCAGUUCUUAAGUGCAGUUUUGAAUACCUUGGAAGUUGGAACAGUGACGAAGCUAACCAUGGCAACGACAACAUGCUAUGCUAAUAAAGCUGCAUCUAAAUAAACAAUACAUGUCUAAAAGUUUGAAUAAUUCAAAUCAUUAAGAAUUUGCAUAGCAUGACCUGUUGCUGUGGCUAGCUUCACCAUUGCCUUGUUGGUAAAGCAACAUUUAAUUACGCGGAUAGUGAGAGUAUACUUGCGUAUCUUCGUGGUCUUUACUAAAAACAAAGAAGUACCAGAUCGUAAUAUGAAUUAUCGCACCUGUAUACAGCUAUUUCAAUAGACAAUUCCCAUUAUAGACUAAUUUUAAAACUAGGCAAGGAGAUGCAAAUAAAUCACCACAGCUAGAAAGAGCAUACUAAAAUUAGUAAAAUUACAAAAUUUGGUUGCGAAAUGUUGUAAAAUGUGGAAAUUAUAGCCUUGCAAAGUUCGCAAAUUUUGUAUACUUUUGUAUUGCGUGCGACCAUUUUCGGCCUAAAUGUGGUAGGAAUGUGGUAGGAAUUUCCGCAAGCAAUACAAAAGUAUACAAAAUUUGCGAACUUUGCAAGGCUAUAUUUUCCUCAUUUUACAACAAUUCGCAACCAAACUUUGUAAUUUUACUAAUUUUAGUAUGCUCUUUCUAGCUGUGGUGAUUUAUUUGAGUUUCCUUGCCUAAUUUUAAAAUUAGUCUAUGAUGGGAAAUGUCUAUUAAGGUUGUCCACGAGCAAAGCGGAAAAGUCGAAUACGAGUGCGAAAGGCUGCUGGGAACCGCUUUGAAAAUUCAUUAAUUUGUUAGCGAUUCCCAGCAGCCUUUCGCGCUCGUAUUCGACUUUUCCGCUUUGCUCGUGGACAACCUUAAUUGAAAUAGCUGUAUACCAUUAAAAUGUUUUCAUUUCUACUGUUAGAAGUGAUUAGUUAUUUGCUUGGGUAAUCUCCACCACUGAUUCUAUGAAUUCGUAUAUACACUCGAACUACCAGCUAUGGACAGCGCCCACGUAUGUGGAGAGUUGUAAUCUUCACAUGUUGGAUGAGUAUUCAAUUAAAUGUAUCGACCGUCUUUGUUUCUCUUGCAGGCGUGUUGUGCACUAACUGGAGAAGGGUAAGUAGUAUUUAUAGCACAUGCAUGAUAACAUUUCUUGAAGAGUACGUAUGUUAAGUUGCAAGCUAGAAAUAUUGCCAUGCAGAGUUCAUGAUUAUUUUAGACUACAUUCAUACUACACCGGAGCGAAAUAAUGCCGGCAGAAUUUACGUGUGUUCACACUACAAAGUUACAGUAUGAUUACAAAUCAAAUUAGCACUCAUGUAAACCCAAAAUGUUUCAAAUAGAUCAAUGUCGAAUCGCGUCUGGCGUGUCUCGGCCUUUACGGUCAGGCUUCAGUCAAUGAUAUUUCUUUCAUUUGCAUAUUUAGUGUGUAUAGUUCAUGAAAUUCUGUAUAUACAAUUACGUUUACCGUCUGCCAAUUUUCAUCGUGUUGAGCUUCUUAAUAUGCAGGGAUGCAUCCACCCAGAUCUGGUAGGGUGUGUGCUCAUCGACCCUUCGUUGUGUAUUGUUUGGGAGUGCGACCAUUGACCAAGUUAAUCACCAGGGGCUAGGUAGUCUUAAUAUCCUGUUUUCCCUUCCUUAAAUGAGGGUGGAUGACGGGAAAAGUGGGCUUGACACAAAUCGCUGUCUGGCCGCAUUUAAAAAGCCAAAAUCCAGCUUUUCACCUGAUUGGUCUAUCAGACAAAAAAAUUAAUCUGUCUUUGAUUGGUUACUGCAAAUUAGAUUAAACUAUUGUUCAUGACAUACAGGGUGAGUAAAAAAAUCCCGACACCUUUGUUAUUCAAAUUAGCCGCGAAGGUAUCAGUUUUUUUUACUCACCCUGUAUUCAGUAGUUUUAAGUAUAAUUGAUUGUUGUUAUUGUGUGAAUUUGACAUUUCUCCUGGGAUAUUUUGAUUGGAUACUAAAUAUAAACUUCACUGUGGGUGGGUGGAGAGAGGUCGGAUUAAAGAUUGUGUCAGGCUCUAUUUGUAAAAUAACCUGAUACUUAGGUUAGGGGCGGUUAGGGGCUACGCACAGCAGUUGUGGGCACCAGUGUUCAGUUCAAUGAAAAUCUGGCACAAUGAGCUUCCGCCAUCUAGCACUGCAACGGCAUAAUGGGGGAUAUUUGAACCCGUGCAGGGUGCAAAAUUGAGCGACAACUGUGCGUGGCCGAAAUUUGGGAUAAAACAACUUUAGUAAGUUGGAUAUCGCCAAAAGUAACGGCUCUCUCGAGGCCAGGGGCCGGUUGUUCAAAGGUGGAUUAGCGCUAACCCUGGGUUAAAAUUUAACCUGCUGUUUUAGUUUGUGUAUUUCUGUACGUCUGUUUAUUUCAAAACUUCAGAGAAGUAAACUCCUAUCGAUCCAGACAAGAUCUCUGAAGAAAUAUUUCCAAAUUUAUAGACAAUCUGUCAGGAAGUUCACUUCGAAUUUUAAGUUAACCUAGGGUUAGCUAACCCAGCUUUGAACAACCGGCCCCAGAACUAUAGUAAUAUAGUUACCGUUAUUUUUAUCAAUUUUUGUAACUAGUUACAAGUUACCUUAAGUAACGAGUUACCGUUACACGUAUUCAAACAUGUAACUUGUAACGAAGUGACUCACAGCACUGACUAUUAUAACAUACUGUUUUUCAUGUAUUUUAGAUUAUAUUCCGGUUUAGAAUGGAUUGUUAAUCAACGAAGAAAAUAGAAGGUUUUUCUACGGCGCUUGGAUCACGCAUGCAGCUGCAACGCCAAGCAGUGUAUAUAAAGAAUUUAAAUAACAAAUGAGGGGACUUGGUGAAUUACUAACCACUUUACCUGCAUGCGAUAAAGGAAAGGUCCAAGACCAACAUGGAAACAAUUUGUGGUCCGGCAUUGGCAAACGACCUCGGUGGAAGAUGGAGUUCUAUGAAAGGUGCAAAGAAUGGAUGAAAUGCUCUGUUUUACUGACAAUAUUCGUAUUUCGAUAUAAAAUAUUGACGUUUUCAUUACAAAUUCUACACGUAUUUUACAAAUCGCCCUUCCCCGUGCUAUUUAAGGUAGACGUUAAAGUUCAAUUCGUUCAAAGUCACGCCACAAAGGGGAUAUUUCACGCCAAAUAAGAUAAGAUAAACUGGAGAAAAGAUGUCAUUAGAUAAAUUUUAGCAACAACAAACAAAGUAAUUUGCAAUUCAUUAUUCAUCUAAUGACAUCAUAUCCGGCAACUUCUACAUUGAAAAGUCGGACAUUUCUUUUUGGAAUGACCGAAAAACUAUAUACAUAACAAAAAUCACAUUUGUGGUAAGUGGUGUUUUAAAUAUAUUUUCUCUGAUGGUAGAUUGUGUAAAUAAUAUAAAUAAUUCUGAGAAGUAAAUAUUGUGCUCACACUAGUUCACAAUGCAAAUAAGUAUUAAUAGAUCCAUGGUUUUGAAUCCCAUGUACUCCUAGCCAUCACCAUUCCACGUGCGCCUUUAGAAUUAUUAUACGUCAAAUGUAUUUUAUUAGUCUUCAAAUAUAGAUAUGGACGUUUUAUCAAUAUACAAUUCAUUACUAUAUGAAAUGUCAGAUAGUAGAUUAACAAUAAUCAUGCUCCAUGUUUAUGGGGUAUUUCUGGCUAGACUGUGGUUGUAGAUUUAAUGAUCAAAUGAAGGGUUUACUGUAUGUGAGCGCCACUUUAGUUGUAGCCUUGCGGCAACCUGUGCGCUUCAGCUUGCCAACAUAUUGCAACUCUUGUACCAGAAAUCUCAGUUCUUCUGACUUAAGUUAGUGAAAGCUAUAAAAAGGCCUUCCCAGUAAUUGAAUUACAGCUUUGUUGCACAGUUUCGCCCUACCAACGUCAGCGUCCACCUGCACUGUGUGCAUAUAUGGAUUAGAGAGUGACAUAAUAUAUGUAUUAACACAAGCUACAGUCGGUGGAAUGAAUAUAACUGGAACGCUACCUCCACCUGGAGAUUUGAAGCCGAACUUGAAGGCCUGUCCCAGUCUUGCUUACGCGAGAGAAUCGCGAGGCAUAAACACGCGGGUCUUGACCCCCCAGGUAAUAGGCGGUUUAUCUGAAGGUAGCGACGUAGCGUUCCAGUUAUAUUCAUUUCACUGGCAACAGUAUCUCUACCGAUCUCUACAUCAACAUCAGAUGCAUCAACAUAGUCUGUAACUGCUUCUUAGUGUCGAGUUCGUGGUAAGGUUGUAUUUUCAGCCUGUUUAUAUGGGACCCACAAUCAUCCACGAAAUAUGUUGGAAUCCACAUUCUCCCUAUUUCUACGUUGAAUAGCUGCUAUACUGCCUUUCUAACAGAAACAUAACCUGACACUAGAACGUAACUGUCUCAUUGGCACUCAAAAUCUAACGCAGGCCUAGAAAUAUAUUUCUCUUCCUGGCAGAAAACUCCAGAAAUAAAACUUCUUACAUUCCUGCAAAGAUAUUGGUGCUGCUGGCGUUGCUGGACAUUUUCCAGCACAUGGUCUAACGCAUGAUACUCAACAUUUCAACAAUGUUACAAUAUAUUAGUUCAUUCAAUUUUCACUGUCCAAUAACAUUUGUUAGUAUAUUGGUUUUAUUUCGGUGUUUUUGCGGAAGACUUUCUGUAACGCCAUACAGUGUCAAUUCCAGCGCAAAUGACAGCUUCAGGUUGCCAGUCGGGCAAUGGAAAACGACACGCCAAUACUCUCGCGUCGCUCUUCAUCUCACAGGCAAAUUUUUCUUGUAAUUUGGGCAUCUGUAAGAUAUUUAUUAAAACACUUUGUGUGACGCAAAAUAGUGAAACUGUAUGGCAAAUCAAGAUUGGCAAGAAGAGAGCUCAAAACAAUAGUCUACG
Messenger RNA from Paramuricea clavata, 6286 nucleotides. The record is from the annotation of a GenBank genome assembly. NCBI's taxonomy places the organism in Eukaryota, Metazoa, Cnidaria, Anthozoa, Malacalcyonacea, Plexauridae.